Molecule: messenger RNA, 551 nt
Organism: Ochotona princeps (American pika)
Lineage: Eukaryota; Metazoa; Chordata; Mammalia; Lagomorpha; Ochotonidae
Product: large ribosomal subunit protein uL15-like
Exons: 1
Coding region: 1-519 (172 amino acids)
Cellular component (GO): cytosolic large ribosomal subunit
Molecular function (GO): structural constituent of ribosome
Source: RefSeq, a predicted model, not a curated record
AUGACAUCAGAAAGGGAGGUGAUGCAAGCAGGGCAGAGCCUCUGUCCUGGUGGCUUUCCUCUCGGCAGCCGUGUGCCAUCCAGACUGAGGAAGACACAGAAACUGUGCGGCCACGUGAGCCCUGGCCAUGACCGCAUCGCCAAGUACUGGAAGCACCCGGGAGGCCAGAAAGAUGCUGGUGGCAUGCAUCACCGCGGGAUCAACUUCCACAAAUAUCACUCAGGUUACUUGGGGAAAGUUGGUAUAAGGCAUUACCACUUGAACCGGAACCAGAGCUUCUGCCCAACUGUCAACCUGGAUAGGCUGUGGACGCUGGUCAGUGAGCAGACCUGGGUGAACGCUGCCAAGAACAAAACGAGAGCUGCCCCCAUCAUUGAUGUGGUGAGGUUGGGCUACUAUAAAGUUCUAGGAACAGGAAAGCUCUCAAAGCUCCCAGUCAUUGUCACAGCCAAAUUCUUCCGUAGAAAAGCUGAAGAGAAGAUUAAGGACAUUGGGGGAGCCUGUGUCCUGGUGGCUUGAAGCCACUGUUCAUUAAAGUGCUUCUCUGCUGA